UUUGUCUUGACUCUCAGUUGGAAGCAAGGAUGACUGGGUGGGCAGAAAAGGAAGGAUCCAUCUGCCUCUCUUCUUUGUGUUGCAUUUAAAGUUUUUUGAUUGAAAAAAACUUCCAAGAAAAAUAUUUUUAAAAAAUCUCCCCCCUCUCUCUGUGAUCUUUCCGUAUUGUUUGUCCUUAACAUCUGAUAUGCAGCAAGUAUACUGUCCCUUUACAUGGAGGCUCCACCCACACCCUAUGAUUCUGCUCUAGGGCUUCUUUGCUAGCAGUUCCCUAUGUCUUCCCACCCUGCUGAAAUUUAGAUGGUCUACCCUACAGGAGUGGUGGUGGCCGCCUCCGACGACGACAUGGGUUACGACGGGUAUUUUUGGCCCCCGGCGAAGGAGGAGGUAGAGCCGGUGCACUGCUCUGAGGGAGUCCCUGCCCAGACUAUUACUGGCUCGGAAGAAAAGGCCUCCAGCAAUAAUCCAGAUCUCUCCCCAAGGUCCUCCAGCUCUGGCAUAUUCACUUUUUACACACCAGACUCUGCAACCAGCCCCAACAAGCAGUCCCCCUCCCCACAUCUGACUUCUACCCCCCAGAGGCGCAAGGAGGAAAAUAAUGGCAGCAAGAAGGUCAAAAUCCGCACUGCUUUCUCUCAAGAACAGCUACAGAUUUUGCACCACAGAUUCCAGAGCCAGAAGUAUCUCAGUCCACAACAGAUACGAGAAUUGUCCUCAGUCUUGGGACUCACUUACAAACAAAUAAAAACAUGGUUUCAGAAUCAGCGGAUGAAGUUUAAACGAACCCAGAAGGAAACUCUGUGGAUGAGAAGAGGGAUGUGCCAACCUCAGAAUGGUUACCUGGAUAUAAAUGCCAGCUGUCACCAAGGAUAUGCCAUCAAUGAUGCUAGGAACAUCCAUUCAUUGGCCAAUGUGCAUGAGAACUAUGCCAACAGUCAAAUCUCUGUCAGCAACCAGAACUAUAAUAAUGACCACAGCCAGAUCUACAGUAGAUCCCAGAGUUUGUGUCCAAUUGUGAAUGGAGAAGAUGGAAGCUUCUUUGGGAAAACUGCUGGGGCCUGUUAUGGCCAACAGGCAAUCGGGUACAUCAGCCAGCAAAAGAUGAACUUUUAUCAUGGUUUCUCUGCAAGUUUGGAGUAUGCCACUGUGAAGAGGGAGGAUGGUUACAAGUUCCCAAGUGUAUCUGCCACUGCAGCAGGCAAUUCUGUCCUCCAGCAUUAUCAGACACCUUUCCAAACUCAAGGAUCACAGAGCAACUAUAAUUCCUAAGCUUAUAGAUCCUCUCCUCACACACCCCUAUGCUCUCAGUAUCUUACUACUUUCUCUCUCUUGAGAAUCUUCAGUUUGAAAGAUUUGAGUCUCGCUCCAUCUUCCCACCUCAUUCACUGGCAUCAGCGAGGGAUCUUGGCACUUGAAAAGGCUGGAUUCUUCCUGUCUCCUCUUCUGCCUCAGGGGCAUCUAUCUGUCUGUGUGUAUGUCUGAACUUGGCUUUCAUCAGAUAACCCUGGCUGGCUCCAGGAAAAAGGCACUAAGUGUGUGUAUGGAAGGCCAUUUUCUUGAAAGGGAGUGUGCAAAUGUUAACUGGCUUGACUCCAUCCACCCCUACCCUUGAUUGCCUGCUGUGUAAAUCAUUCUUUGAGCUCAAAAUCUGGAGGCCCCUCCUCAACACAGUUGGAAGGAAGCUUUUAUUCUUAAAACUGCCCCCUUUGUCCUUUUUCUUCCUGAUUUUGUACUUCUUUGAUCUUUCAUGAAAGAUCUUGUUCUUGUCCUGACAAAAAAAAUUAACCAGACAUACCCAUCUAGUGCUUCCAAAUAGAUCCUCUUGCUUCUUCAGCUGCAUUUCUGUUAAGAGUAGGGUGACUUGGGGCAAAGGAGGACGGGACUCCAGGUCUAGUAGCAGAGGGAUUGUCUUUCUGACCCUUGCAUGACAACCUGCUACUAUUGAAACUGCUCUCCUUUGCAUCUGCUCACAGGAGACUUCCAAAAACAUAAUAGACUGAGCCAGAUAUAAUCCAGGGAGUGUUUUUAUUCAAGAUUUCUUCACAGGUGAAGAGAUGGCACAGAAUGAACGCAGAUUGUGUCUUAGUUUGUGCAUGUCAUACUGAAAUUUAGCAAGGUAAAUGGCAUCUUUUAACAUUUAUGCCAGUCAUGGCCAGGACAAGGUGGCAACUAAGCCUAACUGCUCUGUGAAAUGCUUUAGCAUCAGCAGUUCUUUUGAGAAUGACACAUGUCUGAAGGAAGCAGAAUGAGAGAAAGUGACAAAAAUGUUGAAAGGAAGCCAGUAGGAUUCCCCAUGUACAGCUCCUCUAGGAGGCACCAAUGCCUAUUCUUCCUCAAAAUUCACUUGAGUUUCCUGCACACCACCAGCAUGUCAUCCAGCCUAAUAAUGAGGUUUUCCUGCUUUUUGCUGGCAACAAGUUACCCACCCAACGCUGUGGUGGACUGUAUUUCCAACUGCACCUGCACCAUAGAUCUUCACAAGCAAGAGCAAGGGAUGACCUCUGCAGGUUUCUCUCUGAUCAUUCUAUGACCAAUCCUAGAAGGACUACACAAACCAUCGCUGAUGAGAGUGGAGAUGAGCCAGAAGCUCUCUUAGUAGUUAGGGCAUGGUUGCUGAGCUUAAAAGGUAUGGCAAACCUGAUGCUUAGUCCAUCUAGUUCUCCCAAUUUUAUUGUGAAGAAAUACUUCAAUCUCCAGUAUGACAACAUCUGUCUUCAUAGGGGAUAUACUGCAGCUGCCAGACAAGAUUAGGUAUUGUGUACUUUUGUAUAUAAAGCUAUGGGACACAAUUGGUUUUUCUUCUGGCUAGCCUCGUUUAGUAUGUAUUGCUCUAAAUAUAAUGUACUAAUAUAACUGGAAGGGGGGAGGAAACCUCUCCUGCUGUGAAACUGUUUAACAUAAAACAAAAACUGGGCUGGAUUAGAUUUGCUUUCCAAAUGAGGGGAAGAAGUAAAAUGGGCAGCAGAGUUACUGAUUUGCUAAAUGUUUAAUAUUGCAUAUUCUCAUAGUUGAUUUGUUUGCACGCAGCACAUACAUGCUUGCUAAUUAAUGUAAAAUGUUUACUGUAUUGCUGUUUUUAAUCUACAUUUGGGAUUUAUGCUACGAUUGUUUACUAAAAAGUACAAACAGAUAA
Molecule: messenger RNA, 3133 nt
Organism: Rhineura floridana
Lineage: Eukaryota; Metazoa; Chordata; Lepidosauria; Squamata; Rhineuridae
Product: homeobox protein NANOG-like
Exons: 5
Coding region: 301-1269 (322 amino acids)
Biological process (GO): regulation of transcription by RNA polymerase II
Molecular function (GO): DNA-binding transcription factor activity, RNA polymerase II-specific; RNA polymerase II cis-regulatory region sequence-specific DNA binding
Source: RefSeq, a predicted model, not a curated record